This is a messenger RNA of Pisolithus orientalis, 784 nucleotides long. Its product is annotated as ubiquitin-conjugating enzyme E2. Bases 128 to 571 code for a protein of 147 amino acids. Gene Ontology annotation, biological process: protein polyubiquitination; ubiquitin-dependent protein catabolic process. Gene Ontology annotation, cellular component: nucleus. Gene Ontology annotation, molecular function: ubiquitin conjugating enzyme activity. The record is from RefSeq and is a predicted model, not a curated record. Lineage: Eukaryota; Fungi; Basidiomycota; Agaricomycetes; Boletales; Pisolithaceae. The transcript is spliced from 6 exons.
CACUCCCUACCAUCACCGCAUCUACAAGUACCUCCCGUCUCUGGUUGCACCUUACUGUAAGUUAACUUAUUUGAAGAUAGUUCUGAGGAUCCUACAACCUCCAGUUCUUCGUAGGACAUCUAACGCAAUGGCACUCAAACGCAUUAACAAGGAAUUGAUUGACCUCGGGCGUGAUCCACCUUCGUCUUGCAGCGCUGGUCCGACAGGUGACAACAUGUUCCAAUGGCAGGCAACGAUAAUGGGACCGGGUGACUCGCCGUAUGCUGGUGGCGUGUUCUUCCUUUCGAUCGCUUUCCCUACGGACUAUCCGUUCAAGCCUCCGAAAGUCAGUUUUACGACGAAGAUUUACCACCCAAACAUCAAUGCAAACGGAUCGAUCUGUCUCGAUAUCCUGAGAGAUCAAUGGUCUCCAGCGUUGACGAUCUCUAAAGUUCUUCUUUCGAUUUGCUCGAUGCUCACUGAUCCCAACCCGGACGAUCCAUUGGUGCACGACAUUGCGCACUUGUACAAGACAGAUCGCGCUCGAUACGAAGCAACUGCGAGGGAGUGGACAAGGAAGUACGCUAUGUAGUGCGAUGCGGCCGCCUUGCAUUACUCUACUGUGCCGAUGAGUUGUAUUGGUUGGCUGCUGUACGAAAUUGUAUCAGUGUCUAUUAUUGCAUGUUCAUGUUCUAGUACCCUCCACCCCGCCUCCUUUUUGUGACAAUGAAUUGAAUAGGCUCCAUUUGACAUACCUGCCAGGAUGCAUCUCAUCAGACGCUGCAUUGCGACGGCGGCCAAGCUU